Messenger RNA from Cydia pomonella (codling moth), 4073 nucleotides. Its product is annotated as pancreatic lipase-related protein 2-like. Gene Ontology annotation, biological process: lipid metabolic process. Gene Ontology annotation, molecular function: lipase activity. The record is from RefSeq and is a predicted model, not a curated record. The transcript has 7 exons. Bases 328 to 1338 code for a protein of 336 amino acids. Lineage: Eukaryota; Metazoa; Arthropoda; Insecta; Lepidoptera; Tortricidae.
AACAGGAUACGUUCAGUCUUUCUAGCACAAAUACGCGUAAUACACGCAGGCAUCAAAAGGAUAGUUUAACUCGUGUUUAAUUAAUAUGAUCGAUGGGCGAGCCACGGCGCCCCGUGAAUUGCAAUGUGUAUAGUACCGCUAUACAAAUUUAAAUUCAAUCUCGACCGCCAGCGGUCAGUGAAAAUGUGUGAGUACUCGUUGACGGUUCACCAAUUAGUACUAGCCUAACCGGAAAAUGAGCGCUCUAACUCUGGAGUUUAGUAAAGUUUUGCUCGGCAUGUGGAAAAUAGUUUGCCCGGUAAAUUCUGGCGUGUGAGCGUUGCGGGAAUGAUUCUGUUGCUGCUCUUUUGUGCAGUGUCGGCGAUUCAAUGGGACGCGCCGUCGCCCUAUGACCCUGUGUGGCUGGCCAGCGUGGAGCAAUUUGGCUCUGUGCCCUCCCUAAAUGAGACUAGGUUCUGGUUUUGGGGAUGGAGUUGGAGUUGGUUUAAGGAAGAAGAUGUGCAGUUCAAGCUCUUUACUAGGCGUAACCCUUACGAGUUCCAAGUUCUGAAGACUAACGAUUCAUUAUCUUUAUGGGACUCUAAUUUCGACUUUAAUAACAAAGUUAAAGUUCUCGCCCACGGAUGGCUUAACAACGCCGAUGGUCCUAUGCCAGAAUCGAUUAAAGAAGCAUAUCUCAACAUAAGCGACUUGAACAUUAUAGUGGUGGAUUGGGGCAACGCGGCCAACGUGAACUACGUCUUGGCUAGCUACAACGUUGCCAUGGUGGGGCGCCUGCUGACUGAGUUUCUGAAUUUUCUCAUCGAAGAGGGGGUGUCCAUGGACGACGUGCAUCUCAUCGGGCACAGUCUCGGGGCUCAUGUUGUUGGCAUCGCGGGCGAUCACGUCAAAUAUGGACCUGUAGAUACGAUUACAGGUCUAGAUCCUGCGAAGCCGUUGUUCUCGCUGAGUAACAAAGACGCGCGCUUGGACAAGCACGACGCGCGACACGUCGAGGUCAUCCACACUUGCGGCGGUUAUUUGGGAUUUUCCGACCCUUUGGGGCACAUCGACUUCUACCCGAACGGUGGCACGCGGCAGCCGGGCUGCGGGUUUGAUUAUAGAGGUCUAUGUGCCCACAAUCGGGCGCACAUGUAUUUCGCGGAAUCCAUCAUAUCCGACGUCCCAUUCACGGCGGUCCGGUGCCGCGAUUACGACGAGCUCUACUACAACGGUUCGUGCGAGGGCACCGGCGAGACCCUCAUCAUGGGAGGCUUCGACAUACACUACGGGAAAGAUGGAAUUUACUACCUCAAGACCAACGCAGAAAAACCCUACGCUCUCGGGGAACCGACGUGAAAUACGAUAAAAUACUAAUUCUUUGCUUUGCCAACUUCGCCUAUAAAUUAUAUUUUCAUGAGAAUUAUUGCAAGGUGCCGUUUUACAUAAUUUUGUCAGGUGACAAGCAAAACUCACUAAUUACAUGUUCAUAGGCAUUAUGAACCAUAUUACUAGUAAUUAGUGAGUUUUGAUUGUCAUUUGACGAUUUGUUAGCGACAGGAGCUGGGACGUCAGGACGUGCCUAAACGAAAAGGUAUAUGUUAUGUGAUUUCUACCAAGACACGACCAGGAAAAUUUAAUCUUGUAUGAAGCGGCAGUUGCUCAAUGACACUACUUGAAGCUCAUCACAUGACUCAUAACUCUGGGAUGGUUUUUUAUAUAAUGUAAAAUCUGAUAUACGUGGACUGAUAUUUUUAUACAAAUAUAAUUUUCAGUGUUACCUUGUUUUUAUCUCAAGGUAUCACGAGAGUGAAAAUCCCACUUACCAAUGUAUUUUUGUUGUAUAAGUUAUGUUGGUACAAGCAAGAUCCGAUGUAACUUAUUCAUUCAACUUCAAAAGAAAAAGUUUUUAUAACGCCUGUAAAAACAAGUGUAAAUUAUGUAAGAAAACUAACUCAUUGUAGAAAAAAAAUUACCUACUUAGCCUAAUAUUGUUUUUUUUUUUCAUUAAAAACUUUGCGAAAUACCUAUACUUAGUAAUAUUAAAUAUAGACAAGAGUAUUUUUAAGCAUUUUUACGCCUUAUAGCUAGUAUAUUAAGGCUGUCUAAAAGUAAAUGUAUAUUUAAUUCGGGACCCCGCCGUUCCACUGGUUUUUGGGAACCAGUUGUAGGAUAAGCCGCGCUGUAUCCUGAAAUUAGAUAGUAUCGACAAAUAAGUCAUCAUUAUAUGUUGCAGCUCAAACAACAAUUUUGUGUUGGUGCUCGGAGUUCUACACACUUUUUUUUUUUUAUAUUUUUUUUUUUGUAAAAUAAAUAUUAUAGGACAUUAUUACAUAAAUUGACUAAGUCCCGCAGUAAGCUCAAUAAGGCUUGUGUUGAGGGUACUUAGACAACGAUAUAUAUAAUAUAUAAAUAUCUAUAAGGACCAUCAGCUUCGUAGGCAGGGUCACUACCCACUAGGCCAAACCGGUCGUCAAAAAUGUUUAUGUGUGUACUUAUCUCACUAUCCAUUAUGAUUUUGUUUGCUUGGUGCCAUAUAUACAUACAUAUAUAUACAUAAAAAAAUAAGUAAGCUUGGAGUCCUCAUGCACUCAGGUAUGUUAAAACUUAUUAUUAAUACGUUUUACACUCGCUUAAAACUUCAUAGUUAUCAAACUAAAAUUUUAACACAAAUAAGUUUUCGAAGAGCUCGCUUAAGACCUUUAGACUUGUUAUAAAUGGGGUUUUAUCUAUGUAUGGAAGGAGCACUCAAAGCUUAUUUUUUUCUCUAUGGUGCCUGUGACACUUGAAUUUUGGCUCUUAUGCGUUUCACACACCUCUUAAUUUAGUAAGUGCCGACAGGGAGGCAGCUAUACGUCAGACACGGUAGAGAUAUUUGCAUCUCACUUCUACGUAUUGCUGUAUAUACCGCGUGUUUCCUGUAACUCGAGCAAAUAAUUAAACCAUAUAUUGUACUCCUAAAACGAUAUAACUUUUGAUUAACAACUUUUUAAAAUUAUGAAUCCUUAAGAUUUUAUCUUUUUCAUACAAGUUAAAUAUUAUUUUCAAUGUACGCUGACAUCAGUGUGUUUGACGUUGCUUGUCAAGUUGUCACGCUUUAAACGUAACAAAAUUCGCAAUACAUUGCGUCUUAGAAUUAACUUGAAUGUGUAAUAAAAAUUAAAACAUAAGUUAUUUUUAAAAGUUGCUGAACAAAUGUUGGUGAGUUUGAGGAGUACACCCUACAGUUUAAUUUGUUGCUCGUGUUACAGGAAACACCCGGUAUAAGCUAUAAGAUACAUUGAUUGAGCAAGAUGCGUAAAAUCUAAGACAAUUUCGUGUUUCGGAUUUGACAGGUAAACGAGAUGGCGCUGUACAGCUCCAUACAUUUUUCGGUAACUCAAUUGUCAAAAGUUGACGUUUGACAAUUCAGUGACCGCAAAACAUAUGGCGCAGUACAGCGCCAUUUGUUUUGGAUGUCAAACUAAGGGGCACGUUUUUUUCUUAGACUUUACCUCUCUACUACAAUAAAUUCUCUUUGAUAUAAGUAAGGUGUGUGAAGCGCUUUAGAUCUUGCUAGAAUUUUGGGAUUUGUUAUUGUAACAAAUUAUACUUAGAUGUUAUCAUUUGUACUAAGCUAGAAUAAAAUAAGAUAGUAGUUCCUAUGUUAUAGAUUUUUAUUAUCUUGUAAAGUCAUAGCCGUCAUAGGCGAUUGGUUAAAUAAUAUUAGGGGACAACCAGAAACACUUUGUCUUAUUCAAAAGUAAAUUCAACUUGUGGUAUAGUUAAAACAAAAGAACUUGCGUAAUACAUACAUGGGUUAACACACCAUUUAGAUUUACGUUUGUGGAGACGGUCAAAGUUAAGAGCUAUAAAGUUUGAUUUUCUGAUUGGAUUUGCAUUAAUUCUGAGAUAAAAUUAUCACUUAAAAUAUAUGCACACUAACGAAAGCCCACAGGAAAGAGAACUUGUAAAAUCUGUGUACUUUUGACCCACAAAAAUAUCGAUAGCGUUUAAGACCCACGUAAUAAUACCUACUGAUACUUGCUCAUUUUAUACAAGGUAGAAUUAUAUUUAUUUUUAAGUCAAAAUGUUAAUUAAUAGAAAACAACAAG